Molecule: messenger RNA, 1560 nt
Organism: Acytostelium subglobosum LB1
Lineage: Eukaryota; Evosea; Eumycetozoa; Acytosteliales; Acytosteliaceae
Exons: 1
Molecular function (GO): thiol oxidase activity
Source: RefSeq, a predicted model, not a curated record
AUGAUUUCAUCUAUCAAGAAAGUGCUACUUACUUUGGCCAUGUUGAUGUUGGUCCUCAAUGUUGCUUCUGCCUGGAGCAAUCCUGUACCUAGAAGGCGUGAGAUGCAAGAAUCAAUGUUCCGUCUGAUCACUUCCGUCGGCUACAGGACUGCACAAGAUUCCACCGAGUGGUGUGGAGAGGAACGUACCAAAGGUGGACGCCCCUACGAAUGGUCCAAAUACCGUGGUAUGAGUGUCUAUCUACUGGAUCUCUACCUUGCACUCCAGUUUGAUCCAGCCUGCAAUGACAAUAUAAAUGCUCUACGUACCAUGUUCAUUGAUACACCAACACUGCCAUCAUCAUACAACGCCAACUCAACGUGGUGGAAGACUGUCUUCUUUCCCAAGUCACUGGAUGCAUUCACCUGUGGCUUUACCGGUUCCAAACUAAGUGACUUUGAGUUUGUCUCUGAAGAUCUAUCUGCCAACUUUGACUCGGACUUCACAAAGCAAAAGUUGUGGUACCUGAUAGAGGACUACAUGCUGGGUCAGUACAAGCAACGGGAGAAUCCCAACCGACGAUUGGACUUUGAUGCCGGACUCUACAUCCCCUUCAUCGACCAUAUUACCGGUGGAAUCUAUACUACCCAGCACAUGCUACGUGUUGGUUUCCCAACGUUUAUGGGCAGAUCACUCUGGUUCCUGCUCCACUCACUGGCCUACCGUGUCCAGGAGAUACCAGCCAUUAGCCCAACCAGCAUGGAGGACAUCAACAAUCGUAUGACCAUCUUUAUCACCUACUUUGCCUACAACCAUCCAUGUCCAUUCUGUCGUGAACACUUCAUAUCGCACGUCUCUGUUAAUGACAGAUAUGCCAGGGACCUCGUUGAGAAUGAGGCCAUCAGAUUCUAUCCAAUCGAUCAUUUGUUGAUGUCCAUAGAUGGCACACUCUCUGGCAAGUUGUCAACCAUCGUGGCCACUGACAAGACCUCUGCCAGCAAGUUCUUCUGGAAGCUUCAUAAUGCUGUGACAUCAAGCGUUGAGCAAGGCUGCGUCUGCAUGACUCAGGAAGGCCUGGACGUAGCACCAUUCAAUUGUAUAUUCGACAGCACCAAGACACGCCAGAAGAGCUACCCAAUGUUCCAGAGGAUCUACCCGACUGCCAUGCGUUUCGAAUUCAUCCUUACCGACGACCACAACAAGACGAUGUUCUUUGACAGUCGCAAUGCAAUGAGAGAUAUCGAGUUGGCGAUCUCCAAGGUGGACUCGUUGGAGCUAAGAAAGGAGUUGUUCAGAUACUGGGCUCGCGACAUCCCUCUGACCACUGGUACCUUGAUGAAGGUUGCCAACCUGACGACUAUGAUCAAUGAGAUGAGCAACAUAUUCAUCAAGACACCAAUACUGAAGCAACAAUACAGUAUGGGCACACCAGUGAUUGGUGCUGAUCUAGAGGCAUUCCUUGGCACAAGCAACACGAGGAGUCAGAUACCAACACCAAUCGGAAUGAUAACAAAGCUUCCACAGGUCUGUAAAGCAGAGCACGAGAAGAACCUAUCAGCUUGUAUGAAGGCAUACGUACAU